UUAACGUCGAUGUUAAGUUAUCGAAUCUGCUGUACGCCAGAUAGUUUUGGAAGCAAGAUGGCGUUCUCUGGUAAACAGUAUGGGCUCAUUUUGCCCCAGAAGAGUGCAUCAAAAUCUGCCCUUCUCUCACGCCCCUCUGUGUUUGGAGAUGAUUCUGAUGAUGAGACCUCUGUUGGGGAAACCUUGCAGAAGGAGGCAGUCAAAAAGAAGAUGAUGAAGCAGACCCGUCUUGAGAUGCAAAAGGCACUUGAAGAGAACAGCACUGUCUAUGAAUAUGACAGCGUGUAUGAUGAUAUUCAGAAAGAGAGACUGGAAAGCAAUAAGAAAUUGCUAGGUGGCACAGAUAAAAAGCCCAAGUAUAUUAACCAGCUGCUUCGUGCAGUGGAGGAGAGGAAGAAGGAACAAGAACGUCGUGAUGAGAGGAAAAUUCAGAAGGAAAGAGAAGCAGAGGGCGAGAAGUUUGCUGAUAAAGAGGCCUUUGUCACCUCAGCUUAUCGCGAGAAGCUUAAAGAAAGACAGGAAGAGUUAGAGAGAGAGAAGAGAGAAGCAGAGUUAGAAGCUGCACUGGAUGUCAAGAAGCAGAAGGAUCUCAGUGGAUUUUAUAGACAUCUUCUCAAUCAGACAGUCGGAGAAGAGGCAGUUCCUGAUCGUAGUGCUCAAAGAGAGGACAAAGCUACAAGCUCUGCAGCAGCAGAAAAGCCACCGACCCCGGAGCCCGCAUUGAAACGAAGAGAGAGCGAGGCUGAAUCCCACAGUGAUGAGGACCAGAGCGAUAACAGAGCAACGUUCAAUAAAGCCACCACAAGCGGCAACCACUCAAAACGGCACUACAGACAAAAAUCCCCUCAUUCAGACAGUGGUGAUGAGGAAGACCGGGAGAGGAAAGAGGUUAAAGAAAGGAGUCACAAAUAUAGAGACGGGGAUAGAGCAAAGGAGAAAGAAAGGAUGAGAGACAGAGAAAGAGAGGACAAGCACAGUCAUAGAAAGGAGGACAGGGACCGCAGAAGAGAGAGGGAACGAGACAGGGACAGAGAAGAGGACAGAGGCCGAGACAGGAGGGAAAGGGACAGAGAUGACAGACAUGGUAAGAGGGACAGAAGAAACAGCAGCCCAAAAGACAGAGAACGGGAGCGGAAAGGAGAGCAAGAAAGAGACAGAAGAGACGACAGAGAACGAGACCGCAAAGAAGAGCAAGAUCAGAGGGACAGAGAAAGCCAGAAAAUGGACACCAAAACAAAAAUCGGGGAUGAUGAAAAUAUGACUGAGGGGAAAACGGAUGACGCUAAAGAAGAAGAAAAGGUUAUGGAAACUGAAGAUCAAAGUGAUGCAAAACCUAGUAAAUUUGCAAAACGCAGCAGUGACCAGACUGUAAAUUCAGCCAGAGAGAGAUACUUGGCCCGGCAAAUUGCUCGUUUUGCUGCGAAGCCCUACAUUGAAAAAGAUGAUGACUAGUAAAUGGACUGACCAUUAUCUCUCACUUUUAAGGACAUUGUUCCCUUUUUGAAACAGGAAAUAUGAGUUUGGUAAAGGCAAAUAAUUUGUUUAUGAACGUAAGGAAAAUGGAGCUUAUUAGGUGUUUUUUUGGGGGGGGGGGGGGGGGAAAGAGAGAUUUCACUUUAAAAAGUGUGUAAUUGUUCAUCUGUGUUAAUAAAAUAAACCCACAUGGUACUAAU
Messenger RNA from Ctenopharyngodon idella (grass carp), 1673 nucleotides. RefSeq names its product nuclear speckle splicing regulatory protein 1 (gene nsrp1). Gene Ontology annotation, biological process: regulation of alternative mRNA splicing, via spliceosome. The record is from RefSeq and is a predicted model, not a curated record. Lineage: Eukaryota; Metazoa; Chordata; Actinopteri; Cypriniformes; Xenocyprididae.